Penicillium cosmopolitanum is the source of this 441-nucleotide messenger RNA. RefSeq names its product Ser-Thr-rich glycosyl-phosphatidyl-inositol-anchored membrane family-domain-containing protein. The transcript has 4 exons. Lineage: Eukaryota; Fungi; Ascomycota; Eurotiomycetes; Eurotiales; Aspergillaceae. The coding region runs from base 1 to 441 and encodes 146 amino acids. The record is from RefSeq and is a predicted model, not a curated record.
AUGCGCUUCACUAAUUCUUCUUCCGUCGUGGCCCUUAUCGCCACUGCGACAGCUUAUACUAUUACCUCGCCUAGUGGAGGUUGCAUCGACAUCACUCUCCCCGUGACGGUGACAUGGACGGCAUCCCCGUCCGAAACUCCAUCGACCGUCUCCUUCGCACUCGCCAAUUAUAUAAGUUCCAAUCCGCCCGUUGAUAGGCUCUACGAGAACAUUGUUGUGAAUGCGAGCCAGAGUAGCCAGGGCAGCGUCACUCUCCCGGGUCUAGAUCGGGCUACGGCGCUUGACUACUCUAAAAAUGGCGGAAAGGACUAUCGAAUCUGGAUGGUGCCGGCUAACAGCCCUCCACCUCAUAAUGGGAAUCUUGUCACGGAGUCGGGUUCUUUCCGAAUUGUGGCUCUGGGAUCUGGUAAGUUUGCCCCGCUGCCGUUUAGAAGGGCCUAG